AUGGAAGCAUCAGAAAUAUGUGCAACUCUACCCAAACUGGAUCGUUACAAGCAUUUAUACAAGAAUUAUGGUCAGCUUGCUCAAGCAAAUGACUUAUUCGAAUGGGCAUUUCUAACUGCGCGAGCACUGGAAAACAAGUAUGAAGAGCUGUUUGUUGGUGUUCGCUACAGGAAAAACAUCGGUUUUGAGCGGAUAGACAAGUUACGCGUACGUUUGGCGCCUUGGGGUAUCGAUGAACCAAGCUUGCAAAAUGGUGAUUGUGUGGUGCUGAAAAUUGGCAAAGAUGAAGAACCGAUGACCGAGAUACCGCAUCGGGUGCGAUGUCCAGAGGGGAAGGAGGACUGGAUCCUCGGGAAGACGCACUGUUAUUAUUUAGUUAGCAAUGUCUCAAUGAUCAGCUCCGGCUACAAGGCAGAUCACGACUGCUUCAAGGUAGACAGUUAA
Messenger RNA from Gongylonema pulchrum, 444 nucleotides. NCBI's taxonomy places the organism in Eukaryota, Metazoa, Nematoda, Chromadorea, Rhabditida, Gongylonematidae. The record is from the annotation of a GenBank genome assembly.